AUGCCAAAGCUAGUUUUGAUUAGACACGGUCAAUCCGAAUGGAACGAAAAAAACCUUUUCACCGGUUGGGUUGAUGUCAAAUUGUCCGCCACUGGUGAAAAAGAAGCCAAGAGAGCCGGUGAAUUGCUAAGAGAAAAGAACGUCAAGCCAGAUGUUCUUUACACCUCCAAGUUGUCUCGUGCUAUCCAAACCGCCAACAUCGCUUUGACUGAAGCUGACAGACUUUGGAUCCCAGUCAACAGAACCUGGAGAUUGAACGAAAGACACUACGGUGCUUUGCAAGGUAAGGACAAGGCUGAGACCUUGCAACAAUUCGGUGAAGAAAAAUUCAACACCUACAGAAGAUCCUUCGAUGUCCCACCUCCACCAAUCGAAGCUUCUUCUCCAUACUCUCAAAAGAACGACGAAAGAUACCGCGACGUCGACCCAAGUGCCUUGCCAGAAACCGAAUCCUUGAAGUUGGUUAUCGAAAGAUUCUUGCCAUACUACCAAGACGUCAUCUCCCACGACUUGCUAGAAGGUAAGACCGUUUUGAUUGCCGCUCACGGUAACUCUUUGAGAGGUUUGGUCAAGCACUUGGACAACUUGACCCCAGAACAAGUUUCCAAGUUGAACAUCCCAACUGGUAUCCCAUUGGUUUACGAAUUGGACGAAAACUUGAAGCCAACCAAGGGUAAGUACUACUUGGACCCACAAGCCGCUGAAGCUGGUGCCGCCGCUGUCGCUGCUCAAGGCCAAAAGAAAUAA
Zygosaccharomyces rouxii is the source of this 747-nucleotide messenger RNA. It is a transcript of the gene GPM1, whose product is annotated as phosphoglycerate mutase GPM1. Gene Ontology annotation, biological process: glycolytic process. Lineage: Eukaryota; Fungi; Ascomycota; Saccharomycetes; Saccharomycetales; Saccharomycetaceae. The coding region runs from base 1 to 747 and encodes 248 amino acids. Gene Ontology annotation, molecular function: intramolecular phosphotransferase activity. The record is from RefSeq and is a predicted model, not a curated record. The transcript has a single exon.